CCCUGCCGCGGUGUAGCAGGAGCAGCGCGGCCGGAGCGCGGCGGAGACGGCCAUUCCUUAACACAGCGAGAGAGAGAGAGAGAGUGCGAGCGCAGCGUGUGCCCUCCCCCCCCCGCGGGCUCGGUCGCGCUCAGGAGAUGCCCUCGGCUACCAACAGCACCAUGGCGAGCAGCACCACCGGCGGCAGCGGCGGUGGCGCCGGCAAAGCCGCGCCGGGCAGCGAGGCCGCCCCGGCGGUGGCGGCGGCGGCCCCGCAGGCGGCGGCGGCGGCGGGUGUGAACAUCACUACGGUGCAGACCGAGGCCAUGAAGCAGAUCCUAGGGGUGAUCGACAAGAAGCUGCGCAACCUGGAGAAGAAAAAGAGCAAACUUGAUGAUUACCAGGAACGAAUGAACAAGGGAGAACGUCUGAAUCAAGAUCAACUGGAUGCAGUGUCAAAAUACCAGGAAGUGACAAAUAAUCUGGAAUUUGCUAAAGAACUGCAGAGGAGUUUCAUGGCUCUGAGCCAAGAUAUCCAGAAGACAAUAAAGAAGACAGCUCGCAGGGAGCAGCUGAUGCGGGAGGAGGCUGAGCAGAAGCGUUUAAAGACUGUGCUGGAGCUGCAGUUCAUUCUGGAGAAGCUGGGGGACGAUGAAGUUCGCAGCGACUUGAAACAAGGCUCCAGUGGGGUCCCAGUGCUGACAGAGGAGGAGCUCACAAUGCUGGAUGAGUUCUACAAGCUGGUUUACCCUGAACGAGACAUGAAUGUGAGGUUGAAUGAGCAGUAUGAGCAAGCAUCUGUUCACCUGUGGGACUUACUGGAAGGGAAAGAAAAACCAGUUUGUGGAACAACCUACAAAGCCCUGAAGGAGGUGGUUGAACGGAUCCUUCAGACCAGUUACUUCGACAGCACCCACAACCACCAGAAUGGGCUGUGUGAGGAGGAGGAGGCAGCACCUGCCCCUGCAGUAGAAGACACUGUGGCAGAGGCUGAACCUGAUGCAGCAGAAGAAUUUACUGAACCAACUGAAGUUGAAUCAACUGAGUAUGUAAACAGACAAUUCAUGGCAGAGGCUCAGUUCAGCAGUAGUGAGAAGGAACAGGUAGAUGAGUGGACAGUUGAAACGGUUGAGGUCGUAAAUUCACUGCAGCAACAGACACAAGCGACAUCUCCUCCUGUUCCUGAACCUCACACGCUCCCCACUGUGGCUCAGGCAGAUCCUCUGGUGAGAAGACAGCGAGUACAGGACCUCAUGGCCCAGAUGCAGGGCCCCUACAACUUCAUGCAGGACUCCAUGCUGGAAUUUGAGAACCAAACACUUGAUCCUGCCAUUGUAUCUGCACAGCCCAUGAACCCAGCACAGAGUUUGGACAUGCCACAAAUGGUUUGCCCUCCAGUUCAUGCUGAGUCAAGACUUGCCCAGCCUACUCAAGUUCCUGUGCAACCAGAAGCUACACAGGCUUCAAUGUCACUGAAUGCAGACCAGACCCCAUCCUCAUCAUCACUUCCCACUGCAUCCCAGCCCCAGGUGUUCCAGGCUGGAUCCAGCAAGCCUUUGCAUAGCAGCGGAAUCAAUGUCAAUGCAGCUCCAUUCCAAUCCAUGCAAACAGUAUUCAACAUGAAUGCACCUGUUCCUCCUGUUAAUGAGCCAGAAACCCUUAAGCAGCAAAAUCAGUACCAGGCCAGUUACAACCAGAGUUUCUCCAGUCAACCUCACCAAGUAGAACAAUCAGAUCUUCAGCAAGAACAACUCCAGACAGUGGUUGGUACUUACCAUGGAUCCCCAGACCAGACUCACCAGGUGGCAGGCAACCACCAGCAACCUCCCCAGCAGAACACUGGGUUUCCCAGGAACAGCCAGCCUUACUACAAUAGCCGAGGGGUGUCCCGUGGGGGAUCUCGCGGGGCCCGGGGGCUCAUGAACGGUUACAGGGGACCAGCCAAUGGAUUCAGAGGGGGAUACGAUGGAUACCGUCCUUCCUUUUCCAACACUCCAAACAGUGGUUAUACGCAGCCCCAGUUCAAUGCUCCUCGGGAUUACUCAAAUUACCAGCGGGAUGGAUAUCAACAGAAUUUCAAACGUGGCUCUGGACAAAGUGGACCUCGGGGAGCUCCUAGAGGUCGUGGAGGACCCCCAAGACCAAACAGAGGGAUGCCUCAGAUGAACGCUCAGCAAGUGAAUUAAACACGUUCACAGGAUCACAUUCAACGCCAAAAACACGCUGGCCAGUGUACAAUACAUGUUACCAGAAGAGUUAUUAUCUAUUUGUUCUCCCUUACAGGAAGUUUGUUGUAAAGGGACUAUUUUCAUUACCCAUAAUGACAGGACUACAGUUGCCAGCUUUAUAUUACCUGGAUAUUGAAAGGAACGAAACAACGUUUACUCUGCAUGUUCUGUCCUAAGCAUCAUCUUGAGCCUUGCACAUGAGAUUCAGAUUCCUCACCCUUGCUAAGAGUAAAGCAAAAAAAAAGGCAAUUUCCAGGGUGAUCCAAUCUCCAUGGUUAACUGAAGUGGCAGGAAAAAAGUAAAGACUCACUUCUGACAUUUAAAAGCGAUUUAACAAAUUGGGAUAAAAUCUGCAAAUUCAUAAAUAUUUACUGUGGUGGCAGUUGACAAAACUUAAUGUGCCCAUGAAAGGAUGGAAAAGGUGAAGUGUGGCUUGGUAGAGCAACUGCAUUUCAGCUUUUUCUUAUUAAAUUGAAGCACUGAACAGUUAAAGAUGUGUAGUGAUGCAAUUGCCCUCAAUAGACAGAUGGGCUUAGAGCCAGUUUUUGACAAAGAAGCACCCUUAGCUGCAGCCUCCUCCUCACCAGGGCCCUGAAUCCUGUGGCUAAGGAUUUAAGAACGCUUGCAUAACUGCUAAUGUAACUGUGUAACUAUUUUUUUUUUAGGAGAAAAGGAAAAAAAAAACCAAAAACAAAGCUUUGAUUUGGCACUUCAACAAAAUUUUGCAACAAAUGUGAGAUAUAAUCUGGAUGGCCACUGUAUAUUUGAUGUGAAGUAUUUAGGUAUCUCUCUGAAACACUUUUAAGUUCCUUUGAUAGCAAUGACUUUUGUAAGGAUUGGUAUUCUCUAUCAUUCCUUAUGACUUGCACAUUGUCUGUCACUAAUACUUGACCUUGCUGUAUUAUCACCUAAAUAACUGAUGCCGGUACUGAUGGAAAUCUCUAAUGGAUAAUCAUAACACUUUUGGUCACAUGUCCUUUUGUCUUUCCUGCAGCCUUGAAGGUUUGAAGAAAUCUCAAAUGCCCGCUGCUGCUGCUGCCCUUUUAAUUGCUCUCUUUUGAAAAGCACCAGUAUGUGUUUGAGUUGAUUUCCCCUUUGAAGGGAAAUGACAGCCAGCAGUUACAGUUCUAAUGGUAUAAGCAAGACAAAUAAAACAUGUUUAUAAAAAUUGUA
Messenger RNA from Pseudopipra pipra, 3380 nucleotides. It is a transcript of the gene CAPRIN1, whose product is annotated as cell cycle associated protein 1. Gene Ontology annotation, cellular component: cytoplasm. Bases 138 to 2165 code for a protein of 675 amino acids. Gene Ontology annotation, molecular function: RNA binding. NCBI's taxonomy places the organism in Eukaryota, Metazoa, Chordata, Aves, Passeriformes, Pipridae. The record is from RefSeq and is a predicted model, not a curated record. The transcript is spliced from 18 exons.